UGCUUCAGGAAAAUGUUUUUUAAAUUCAACACAAGGCUGAGAUUUCUUUACGCCAUUUGGGCUUUCCUAGAAUGUUUGGGCUUUUGUGGGCUUUUACAGGGGUGGGGUUCGCUGGUGUAUAUUUUAAAAGAUGAGGGCAUCUACUCGGAUCUGUGCGUCGACCAGCCCCACAACGGCUCUACAGAUUCCAAUGUCACAAGAAACACUACAGAAGACACUGUCAAAAGUAGCGGCUGCCUUGAGCAGGACUCUAAGUUGGCCGCCAUCUUCACCAUCGCCUCAUCUCUGUACAAUUUGAUCAGCAUUGUGUUGGGGCAGUUUUCUUUCAAGUUUGGUACAAGGACCACCCGGUUUAUCGGCAUAUUAUUUUAUGUUAGUGGGGCCUUAAUGUUAGCCUUCACGUCGAAAGAGUUGCCCUGGCUGGCCUACCCUGGGCUGACCUUGAUUGGCUUUGGGGGUGUGGCCAUGUACCUCACCUGCGUACAAGUGGCCCACCUGUUCCCGCUGGGAGGAUCUGUGGUCAUUGGCUUUCUCAAUGGCGCGUUUGAUACGUCGUCUGGCAUUCAACUGAUGGUCAAGUUUGGAUACGAGAGUGGAAUCAGCAGACGGACGUCUUACGUCAUCGUCGCCUGCUCUCAGGUGUUCGUCCUCGUCUCCACCUUGUUCUUUUACCCCAAGGAUUUUAUCCGCAAACAUCAGCAGGACCACGUGACUGAGAUCAAACAAGAAAACACAGAACUAGACACGACCAAAGGGCUACAGACGGAAGCAGAAAAGGACUUGGAGCAAAAGACUGACACAGAUACAAUCACUGAAUUGAAAGAUACAGAAGAUUCAGGAACAUUCCGGGGCCUGUUGAGACACGUGCUGUCCUUGACCUUUAUACUGCACGUGAUGUGGGCGUCUUGUCUUCAGCUCCGAUUUUACUUCGUGUUGGGCUCAAUCAAUACCAGUCUAGAGAAGAUGGUCAGUUCACAGUCUGAAGUCAGCCACUACACCAACGUGAUGUUGUACACAAUGAUGACUGGCAUCUUCGUCUCCCCCAUCGCUGGAUUCUUCUACUCCUGGCUGACUCAAAUCUUUGCCAACAGCGUGUCCAGCGUACGACGUCAGGUGAUGCCGUCAGUGCUCCCCCUAGCGGCGACCACUGUGUUCAGCGUCAUCAUGUCCAGUCUCCUGCUGGUCAACGACCCCCGGGUGCUGUACGCCUUCUUCGUCUUCCUGGUGCUGCAGCGGUCAUUUCUCUACACUAUGUACACGGCUUACAUCGCUGCCAUAUUCCCUAGCUGUUACCUGGGCAGUCUGCUUGGGAUCGCCAUCUUCACCUCUGGGGUCAUCUCAUUCUUCCAGUACGCCCUCUUUGCUUGGCUGGAGACUGGUGGACUUUCGCAGGUAAACAUCUUCCUGUUGGUGUUGGCGUGUGUCACAUUAGUUCAUCCCCUGUACCAGUGGUGGGCGUGUCGUAGAGCGGAGGUCAGGCAGCUCGUGGAUUCGAACCAGAAGAUCACGAGACAAGCGCCACACUAA
This is a messenger RNA of Physella acuta, 1527 nucleotides long. Its product is annotated as equilibrative nucleobase transporter 1-like. Lineage: Eukaryota; Metazoa; Mollusca; Gastropoda; Physidae. Gene Ontology annotation, molecular function: transmembrane transporter activity. The record is from RefSeq and is a predicted model, not a curated record. Gene Ontology annotation, biological process: transmembrane transport.